Messenger RNA from Verticillium alfalfae VaMs.102, 693 nucleotides. RefSeq lists its product as hypothetical. The transcript has a single exon. The coding region runs from base 1 to 693 and encodes 230 amino acids. The record is from RefSeq and is a predicted model, not a curated record. NCBI's taxonomy places the organism in Eukaryota, Fungi, Ascomycota, Sordariomycetes, Glomerellales, Plectosphaerellaceae.
AUGCUCAGGAAUCAGCAACAAUGGGACCUUGGCGAACCAGAGCUCAACGAUAGGGGACAGCCAGUCAUCCACAACAUUGCUUCCAAGCUUGGUUGCAUACGCCCCAACAGCGAUAUCGACCUCCCUGUUCAUUCGAUAUUCCCCGAAGACGAAGCUGGUCUGGCCGAGCUGGCACGCCAGCUGGAAGAGCAGCAGCAAAAGGAACACGAGAUUGAGAAGACGGUCAAGGUCGAGAUGGAGUCACGGUCGAGCUGCAACCUUUCUGACCGAUCGAGCUCGUCAGAGCUGGAUCACUCGGAUUUUGAGGCCGACUAUCGCAAACAGGUCUUUGGCAAUAACAGCAACGUGACACUGUCACCGCAGAGCUUUGUUGGUGGCUACAACGAGUUUGAUGUCGACAGCGUAACAUCACCCGUCGAUGCUUCGGUCAUGUUUCCAGGGCCGCCGGCCGCCGUUGCAUCUUACGCCCCACAGUGGGCCACGAGGCCGACAUCGAUGGAUCUCACGACGCAACAGUUCCUCCAACAGUCAGGGGCUCUCACAAAUAUGGACAUGCUCAAUCAAGGUCUUAUGGAGUCGGAAUUCGGCACUAUCAAGCCUCACAUGCUGUCAUGCCCGAACCCCGAGGUCAUGAUGGGCAUGGGGGAUCCCAUGAUGUACGGCGGUUACGACGCCGAAUCCAUGCGACUCUAA